Molecule: messenger RNA, 2319 nt
Organism: Cucurbita maxima (winter squash)
Lineage: Eukaryota; Viridiplantae; Streptophyta; Magnoliopsida; Cucurbitales; Cucurbitaceae
Product: RHOMBOID-like protein 1
Exons: 10
Coding region: 936-2102 (388 amino acids)
Biological process (GO): proteolysis
Cellular component (GO): membrane
Molecular function (GO): serine-type endopeptidase activity
Source: RefSeq, a predicted model, not a curated record
CCUCCUGUUCCGCGCUGUUCGGAGAAACGGGACAAGGACUUGGAGAGAAUUGAAUCAAACCGAGGCUUAUUUUGAUCUCAAUCGUCAUCUUCGACAGUCGAUCAAGAACAACUACUCUUAUCUUCAUUCUCUGUAGCGGAGCCCUAGUUGCCAUCGUCUAUAAGUUGCAUCAGUGAGAUUGCCUGGUUUAUUUUGUUCAAAUACAAAUGACAGUGUCUGCAGCGUUGAUCAAGGCUAGUUUACUCUCAGCUUAUUUGAAUUUGAGUUUAUAUUCAUCCAACCUGAGUUCAUGACAUGAUGUCGGGCACUGGGGAAAGAUAUCUCCAAGACGAUGCCGAUGAAGCAGCUGAUGAAAAUGGCAAGCAGUCCAGCGCACAAGAGUGGACGGUAGCUAUCGCUGCAAAAGAGUAGGUCAACCAAUUUAUUUGAAGAUUCUGAUCGUUGAAUUUCUUAAACUGGAGUUGCUAGCUCAACUGCAACUGCCUGAUCGGAGGUGUCCCCUUGUUGCAAGUAAUUAUACAGCCAAGAAUUUACAGAUGCAUAAUAGCAAUUGAAGUAUUUGAAGAGUACAGUAUGUAAACAUUAUACGGCAUGUUAUAUUUAAUAUUAUUUUGACAAUUUUGUUUAUGUUUGAAAUGAAUAGCUAUUCUUAUAGUUGUAAACAUGUGAAAAGUUCAGUUCUUGUUUGAUUGAUUGGAAAAGGAAACGAAAAAACGAAGUUAAUUGGGUUCUGAAUUUUCUUCCUCUUUGGGAUUUCAUAAUUGGCCCCUGCAAAAUGGAAUAUUGCUGUAUGAUUACUUGAGCAACCAAAGAAAGAAGAUCCUUCGCCUGAGAGACUUGUAACACGAGCCAUCUCUCGUUAUGAACAAUUGGGCGUCUCUCAUGUAUCUCUAGCCGCCAUGGUAGGUGGCCUUUGAUUCUUGCACCUUCUAAUUAUGACUCGAGCUUCAAUGGCGGAACAUCACCCUUCGGAUAUUCAAAUCAGGGUCAAUUCCCGGCAAGGUACUGCAAUACAUCCUGUAGAGGUGGAUGCCCAGUCGUUGCAAGCGUCGGGUUCAAUUGCUUACAGGGAAGUCAAGCAAUUCAAGAAAUGGAUCUCUUGGUUAAUUCCGUCAUUUGUUAUAGCCAAUAUUGUUAUGUUCAUUAUCACCAUGUAUGUUAAUAAUUGCCCUAAGAAUUCAGUCACUUGUAUUGCUCGAUUCUUGGGUAGAUUCUCUUUCCAGCCCCUAAAAGAAAAUCCUCUGCUUGGACCUUCAUCUUUAACGCUACGGAGUAUGGGUGCAUUAGAAGUUAAUAAAGUGGUUCAUGGAGACCAACUGUGGCGUCUCGUCACGUGUAAUUGGUUACAUGCCGGUGUUUUUCAUUUAUUGGCGAAUAUGUUGAGUCUCUUAGUCAUUGGGAUUCGUCUUGAACAAGAAUUUGGAUUUAUACGGAUCGGCUUGCUAUAUGUUAUAUCCGGAUUUGGUGGGAGUCUGUUGUCUGCUCUGUUCAUCCAGUCAAACAUCUCUGUCGGGGCUUCUGGUGCCUUGUUUGGGUUGCUCGGAGGAAUGCUUUCUGAACUCAUCACUAACUGGACGAUAUAUUCUAAUAAGGUACCAGCUCUUCUUACUCUGUUGGUCAUUAUAGCGAUCAACUUGGCAGUAGGAAUUCUUCCUCAUGUUGAUAAUUUUGCUCAUAUCGGAGGAUUUAUUUCUGGAUUUCUUCUGGGGUUUGUAUUUCUCAUUCGCCCGCAGUUUGGAUGGGUUAGCCGAAGAUAUACUUCUAUAACAGAUUCUUCCAUCCCCGUCGAACAUAAAUUCAAGAUAUAUCAAUGCGUAUUAUGGAUCAUUUCGCUAAUACUUCUGAUUGCCGGGUUCACCGUUGGCCUGGUUUUACUUCGUCGAGGAUUUGAUGCAAACCGUCAUUGCUCUUGGUGCCAUUAUUUGUCUUGCGUUCCUACUUCGAAAUGGAGCUGCAAUUCAGAACCUACAUACUGUUUGUCACAUCAGGUAGGUAACCAGUUGAAUCUGACGUGCUCGAGCAACGGCAAAUCCGGGACGUAUAUUCUCCCAAAUGCGUCAAACUCUGAGAUACAAGGUUUGUGUUCUGGGCUUUGUAACUGAUUGAAUGAAAACCCACACCACUUCAGGAAAAUCAUCAUCCCCUUGGACCACAUGUUUCAUCCUGCAAAUACGCCUCUCUUCUUUCUGUAUAUGCUGUAUUUUCCCCUCCACAGCCGUGUGUGAAGUCAUUUUAUCAGGUUUCAUGAAUGCAGGCUUCAAACACACAUUUUAGUCAUCAGGGCUCAGAACUAAAUGAAAAAUGGCUUUGCCGCAUUUU